Hyla sarda is the source of this 4650-nucleotide messenger RNA. RefSeq names its product large tumor suppressor kinase 2 (gene LATS2). The transcript is spliced from 9 exons. Gene Ontology annotation, molecular function: protein serine/threonine kinase activity; ATP binding; protein binding. Gene Ontology annotation, cellular component: spindle pole; nucleus. The coding region runs from base 594 to 3944 and encodes 1116 amino acids. The record is from RefSeq and is a predicted model, not a curated record. Lineage: Eukaryota; Metazoa; Chordata; Amphibia; Anura; Hylidae. Gene Ontology annotation, biological process: regulation of organ growth; peptidyl-serine phosphorylation; hippo signaling.
CUCACACACACGUGACUGAUCACAUGGUCAUGACAUCAACGCAGGUCCUUCAUCUUUCUCCACAGUCCAGCGCAACCCUCAGUCAGGGCCCCGCCCCUUGUGAGCCUCGUCCAAUCGUCGCCAGGCAGUGAGAUGACGCAGGGAGCACUGGACACGUGAUCGCAAUGGAAUGCAAACAAUGCGGUGAACGUCCAAGUCCGUCCUGCUGUUGUGUGUGCGCGCUGUGGGGGGAGAGCAGAGCGGAGACCCCCGGGAGCCCGGAGCCAGCGGCGGCAACAGCAGCAACGUGGACCGUAAGGAGCAACGGCCGAGCUGCCGGGCACUCAUUGAAAACAGGAAUUCGGGAGCAGUGACUGACAGGGUCAGACUUCAGUGUUCUAUUUUUAUAUGCAAAACUAUAGAGCAGAAUUUACCAACCAUUGUGCGUCCAGCUGUUGCGAAACUACAACUCCCAGCGUUGGUUAUCUGUAAGUCGGUUGAGAAUGUUGAUCUCUUCACUGUUUGGGAAUGGUUGCACCAUAAUACAUGGAAACCCUUUGGUAAUCAAACCUGAUAAAGCAACUACCUGCUAAACACCAUAAACUGGAUUCACCAUGAGGCCAAAAACUUUCCCCACAACCACAUACUCCGGAAACAGCAGGCAAAGACUGCAGGAAAUCCGCGAGGGAUUGAAACAGCCAUCCAAACCAUUGGCUCAGGGUAUAUCUGUGGGACCUGCCAAUGAUGGUUUAAUGGACUCUAAGGUUCUUCUUGGCAAAGAUGCAGGAAGACAGCAACAACAGCAGCAACAGCUGCGUCAGCCGGCCAAGUUUGCACCCUACCAGAAGGCUCUACGGGAGAUCCGCUACUCCCUUCUACCCUUUGCCAAUGAAUCUGGAAACUUGGCAGCAGUGGAGGUGAAUAGACAGAUGCUGCAGGACCUGGUGAAAGUGGGUUGUGAUCAGGAAAUGGCAAUAAGAGCUUUGAAGCAGACCGGAAGUCGGAGCAUUGAGGCUGCACUGGAAUUUAUCAGUAAGAUGGGAUAUCUGGACCCCCGAAAUGAGCAGAUCGUCCAAGUGAUCAAACAAACCUCACCAGGGAAAGGUCCAGCUCCAAAUAAUGUUCUUCAUCGGUCAAGCUUUGAAGGACCAAGUGAGCCUUUUCCACCCUAUCACCCCAUGAAUAAUGCAGCCUAUGAUGGGCCUAGCUUUCCUGUAGAAGGUGGCAAUGUUCUCAACGAUGUUCCACGGCAAUACAUGGACUAUUUGCUUUCUGCACCCCAGCCAGGAGCAAUGAAUGGACCAUCUUCAAGACCUACAGCACAUACUAGUACUGGAAGUCAUCAACACCAACAGAAGGCCUAUGCUACUAGUGUAGAGUCUGUUACAAUGAAUUAUAGUAUUACGAACCAGGGUCUACCGAUGCAGCCUCCACAUACAUCAAACAGCCCUCACUAUGCCCGUCAGCAUCUUAUAGUACAGGGUGAGCCGAUGGGUUAUGGGGUGCAAAGAACCCCAUCAUUUCAAAACAAAAUGCAGCAAGAUGGUGGCUAUGUAAAUAUACAGAACAAAGGACCAGUGGCACAAAACAGCCCAGGCCAUACAUUUCAACAAGCACCAGCUGGUUUGUACAUGCCACACCCUCACCACAAGCAGUCAAGUCCUUCUCACCAAAUGCUUGUCAUGUCUAGGGGGUCUCCUUAUACAAAUGAUUUUCCUGACACGCCACAGAACCUCUUGAAUCCAACACAAACUAGCAUGAAUAUGGAACUGUAUGAUAUGGGAAGUGUGUGUCAAUGGCAAAAUUCACAGUCACGCCGUGAUUCUCUACAAGGUCCUGUAAUGGAGUCUUCAGCUCGGCAACAUGUCCCCUUUAGACCAGAGUCCCAGGUACCGAGCCGCACAAACUCCUUCAAUAACCACCAGCAACAAAAGCAGGUGCAGAUGUGGCAAACGCCUCAAAACAAAGCAGAUACUUCUAUGGCCUCCCCUACCAUCACGGCUGUGACAGCUGCUCACAUACUUCAGCCAGUCAAGAGUAUGAGGGUGAUGAGGCCAGAACCUCAGACUGCGGUAGGCCCUUCUCAUCCUGCCUGGUUAGCUGCACAAACAACGGUUUCUGACAAUCUAGAGAAGAUUGAGCCUCAUCCAUUAUCUGUCAGUGGUCCAGGUGCAUAUGGGAUGGAUGGGGAUUAUAACAGUCAAGAUAUGCGAUUUCCACCACCGCCUUACCCAAAACACCUUCUGCACUCGGAACAACAUGAAUUAAACUCCAUAUGUAAGGGAGUAGAACAGAAUCUGCGGGUUGUGGACAACGCAACGAGUAAUCCAAUGGAGGAAGUAAGCGGUGACGUAAAACAGGAAAAAGCAAGUAAAUCUUCCAAAACCAGUAAACCUGGGAAAGAUAAAAAGCAAAUACAAACCUCCCCUGUUCCAGUGCGUAAAAACAGCAGAGAUGAGGAAAAGAGGGAAUCCAGAAUCAAGAGCUACUCACCAUUUGCCUUCAAGUUCUACAUGGAACAGCAUGUGGAGAAUGUUCUCAAAACCUACCAGCAGAAGAUCAACAGACGGUUACAGCUGGAGCAAGAGAUGGCUGAGGCUGGGCUUUGUGAAGCCGUUCAAGAGCAGAUGAGAAAAAUCCUUUACCAAAAGGAGUCCAACUACAACAGGCUAAAAAGAGCCAAAAUGGACAAGUCCUUAUUUGUGAAGAUCAAGACGCUGGGCAUAGGUGCUUUCGGAGAAGUGUGUCUGGCCAGUAAAGUGGACACCAAAGCUUUAUACGCAAUGAAGACCCUGAGAAAGAAGGAUGUCCUUAAUAGAAACCAAGUGGCCCAUGUAAAAGCAGAGCGGGACAUCCUGGCCGAGGCUGAUAAUGAGUGGGUGGUGAAACUCUACUAUUCCUUCCAGGAUAAAGACAAUUUGUACUUUGUGAUGGAUUACAUCCCCGGAGGAGAUAUGAUGAGUCUUCUUAUACGCAUGGAAGUAUUCCCAGAACACUUGGCCCGGUUUUAUAUUGCGGAGUUGACUCUGGCCAUUGAAAGCGUCCACAAGAUGGGAUUCAUCCACAGGGAUAUUAAACCUGAUAACAUUCUCAUAGAUCUAGAUGGACACAUAAAGUUAACAGAUUUUGGACUUUGUACUGGGUUUAGAUGGACACAUAACUCAAAGUACUACCAGAAAGGGAAUCACAUUCGGCAAGACAGCAUGGAGCCUAGUGAGCAUUGGGACGAUGUAUCCAACUGCAGAUGUGGAGAUCGCUUGAAGACCCUGGAACAAAGAGCUAAAAGACAGCACCACCGAUGUCUGGCCCAUUCACUCGUAGGGACCCCUAACUAUAUCGCCCCAGAAGUCCUCCUGCGUAAGGGAUACACUCAGCUCUGUGACUGGUGGAGUGUGGGCGUCAUCCUGUUUGAGAUGUUGGUGGGACAGCCUCCUUUCCUGGCACCCAACCCAACCGAGACACAGCUGAAGGUAAUAAAUUGGGAGAACACGCUUCACAUUCCCUCCCAGAUCAAGCUUAGCCCAGAGGCGACCGAUCUGAUCACCAAACUCUGCUGUGCUGCAGAGAACAGACUGGGUAGAAAUGGGGCAGAUGAAAUAAAAGCUCACCCAUUCUUCAAGUCCAUCGACUUCUCUUUGGACAUUCGACGGCAACGGGCACCUUAUGUUCCUAAAAUCAGCCACCCAAUGGACACGUCCAACUUUGAUCCGGUGGAUGAAGAAGGCCCUUGGAAUGAGAGUGGGGACAGCACAAUGGCUUGGGACACCCUCAUGUGCUCUAAUAACAAACAUACAGAGCAUGCUUUCUACGAAUUUACCUUCAGAAGAUUCUUCGAUGAUAAUGGUUAUCCGUUCCGCUAUCCAAAGCCAUCUCGGUUGGAGCCUUCCCCAUGUGAGGAAUCUAAGGAAGAAAAUCAAGAGACAAAGUCAGGCGAGACAGAGAAUUGCCAACCGGUCUAUGUAUGAAAUGGCUCACUCCUAGGGUGUUGAAAAUCCUACCCAUGUGUACCCAUGACUGAUGCGCACUUCUGUUCUUAAGAUGGGAUUCCUGCAGCUGGUUCUCAGCCUAUUGCCAUAAUGCCAAGGCAUUGAGAACAUGGCCUUCUCAGGAUGGAUGUUGAGUAUUGGAUGUGUUUGGUGCUUCUUGGCAUCCCACCAUUUGUACUUUUUAAUAUGAGAGCCAUUUCAUAUCAUGAGCUUGUAUAGAUUAUGAGCUCGCAGCAAAUAACCAAAGACCGUGGUACCUGUACCAUGUGGCACCUUCUUGGCAUUACCCCUGCCGAGUAACAGGAGAUCAUUACAAGUGGAUUUCUACUUGACUGUAGAACUGUGCCCUCUGAUGCAGCACAAUUUAUUCUUUUUUUUGCAUAGCAAUAACCUAUUGUGUUUAUUUUAAGACAACUUUAUCUUCUUCAGCUCUGGACAAUAUACUUGAUAGAAGAUUGUCUUUGAAACUUAGUGACUGCAUUUUGGUUCCUUUUUAUGAAACUUUUGGGAGGUCCAGCGUUUUCAAAAAAAAAAUAAAAAUUCUAUGUAUGACUGAACUGUGACGUGCAGGUGGCGCCCAUGGCCAGGGUGGACUGCAGUGUGGGAAGCGCUACAUCCGCUGCUAUACUUAUUUGUUCAGAAAUAUUUUUACGGAUAUUGAAGGAGCUUAUUCUGCAUAUAUAUA